AUGGGUGACAUCCACGAGGUGCCGCGGCCGCGCAUCGCCACGGGACAGCUGGCGCAGCACAUCGGGCGGCCCGUGUGCUUCGUGGGGCGCGUCGAGAAGAUUCACCCUAGCGGGAAGCUUGUCGUGCUUACGGAUGGACUCGGAAAGCAUACGACUGUGGAGCUGAGCGAGCCUCUGGAUGAGGAGAUUUCAGGAGUUAUUGAAGUGGUGGGAAGAGUAACAAAUCAGGCAACCAUCAUGUGUGCAUCUUAUGUCCAGUUCAGAGAAGAUAAAAAUUCAUUUGAUCUGGAACUCUACAAUGAAGCACUAAAAAUUAUUCAUGAAUUCCCUGAAUACUUCCCAUUUGGUACUGGGAGGAACACUUGAUUUUUAUUCGCAUAUAUUUAGACCUUCAGAGGAGACAACCGUACUGUGGUUUCUUGCCUGACAGCAUGGUAACAGUUGCAUUAUUUUCAACAAAUAUAUGAAAAGCCACUGUUACAUGUGCUAAGUAUUGCCUAUGAAGAGUACUUUCUUUGAAAAUGUAUUUAUUUAACAAGGAGAACAAAUGUGAAUGUCUCAUUCGCUGUAUAUAUUUAACCCUUUUGCAUCUAUAAGGAGUGUUCUCCUGCAAGACCAGACUUGUCAGAAAUUUUGUAAGCAUCCUUUUCUAGUUGGUAGAGGUUCUAGGAUUAUGAGAAACUUGUAUGGGAAAAAAUUGGUGGGGUUUCAAUAUAAAGAUCUUUGAUUUAAUUUGAUGUAAAUUUAUUGAAUGGUGGUAUUUUUCAUCUUGAAAAUGGCGUCUUCACCAAUAAAAAAGAUUCACUGCAUUUAACUAUUCACGUCAGCAUUAAAUUAUAGAGUGCUGUUUUCAGUGAUAUCUGACACAGUUAAAUUUAACAAAGUAGAAUACACGGGUCUAGCCUUUGCACUGAUGCUAAACACUUGGAAGAUGUUUAAUUAGGCUUGGGGACUUUGAGCACAGUUGAAAUCCCAUCACAGCCUUCAUUCGUGAUUGGAGUCUAAGCAGCAGUACCAGGAUUCAGCCAGCUUGUCAUGGUGAUUAACCAUAGGAACUUCCAAAGGUCUCCAUUUUUGUUACUAUCCAGGCUACUUAAAACACUUAGCAAAAUUUUUGCAUCAAUUGAGGUAACACAUUUAAAGUAGAAUUGAACUUUGGAAGUAUUCUCUUGGAAUGAAUGAAGUAUUUCAAGGUAUUUUAAGUAAACCAUAGCCAUAUUCAUUAAACUUUUGUACAAACAGGUUUCAGGUUUAGCAGUUAGACUUAGUGCCUUAAUAAGACUGCUAGCUUUGUGCUUAUUUAUGGACAUCUCCUUUUUCAGCCAAGGAAUAUGUUUCAAAAACUGACACUUUGAACUCGCUACAAAUUGGAGGGAUGAUCACCCUAAGAGAUGAACUAUUUUCUUCUCCCUCCCCACCUAGAAGACAGAUAAUGAUACACUGGGAAGGAUGUCUUCUGAAGUAGGAAGCAGUCUUGUACAGCAAACAGAACACAAGGUCCCUGUGGCACAGUAUCCUGCCCUGUCUAUCACCAGUCUCUUUAAGUGCUCAGUAGAACCAAAUGUCAUUCUUAAUAAUUGCACGUAUGUUUUCCUAGCAUUUAAACUAUUUUGUUCUAUUCUGCUUUAAAAAA
Sturnus vulgaris (Common starling) is the source of this 1633-nucleotide messenger RNA. It is a transcript of the gene RPA3, whose product is annotated as replication protein A3. Gene Ontology annotation, biological process: double-strand break repair via homologous recombination; base-excision repair; DNA replication. The record is from RefSeq and is a predicted model, not a curated record. Gene Ontology annotation, molecular function: damaged DNA binding; single-stranded DNA binding. Gene Ontology annotation, cellular component: nucleus; site of double-strand break; DNA replication factor A complex. NCBI's taxonomy places the organism in Eukaryota, Metazoa, Chordata, Aves, Passeriformes, Sturnidae.